UAAAUUGAUUAUUUCAAACAAGUACCGAUAUUCUUGGGUGUUGGACUUGUAUCGUGCAGCUUUAAAAAUCAUUUAUUCUUUUAAAGUAUCGACUGAAAGUGUAAAGAUCUAUUCUAAAACGCCACAUACGCAUCCGUAUCCGCAUCCGGCCCCAGCGGCCAACGACAGUCAAACAACAGCGACGCAGUGCGUCAACAAUGUUGCGAGGCGAGAAAGCAGCGUGCAAGCGACGGACGACCGGUAUACGAGCACUUAUAAGCUGAUGCACUGCCAUUCAACGCCGACUUCCCCACCGGAGCACGUGACAGAGUUCCCGCCACAGCGAACCGACAUGACGUGUCCCGGUCACGGCAACUUCAUAGUGGGAGGUGCAGGAAGUGGUGAAAGCUAUUGUUGCCCAAUAAGGAGCAGCGAGUUCAGAGGUGCCAUGUGCUGGCCAGACAGAGGUUCAGUGUGCAGCCCCAGGCCCUCGCUGCAGCCCGACUCGUUCGCCACGUCGCUUCGGAAGUACCCCAACAUCUGCCAAGACCGCUCCUCGGAGAUAAUCGAGAGGCUCAUUAACUUCACUCAGGCUAAGAAUUCUUGCAGGGAUAACAGGAAUACGUCGCCAUCUCGUAACGGAGAAACGAAUUUGUCUAAUCAAACGUUCUGUGUAAACGCGAAACCCAGGAACACAAACGCAGAGAAAUUCAAGAGAGGCUAUCAGCCUGAAGUUACCGUCAAGCCUAAGAGAUUUGAAGAAUCGCGUGACAUAUUUAAACAGGACCGACACGAAGUGAGGGCAAUGGAUACAUGGAGGAAACAAACGCACUGCAAGACGAACGACGUCAGGUACCUUAGGGAGGUGUCGAGGAGUGUUAGAGAGGGCAUACGAAGUUUAUCGGCUCAGGCUUACAACAGACCGGAGAGAUUAAAUCCGAGAGAAAGGUCUUCUAAUGAUCAUCGAAAAACUCCACAGCAGUGGGUUAGUUCUUAAGCGAAAAUAUAUAUCACUAGUUUCCGCCCGCGGCUUUGCACGCUCAUGAAAGAGAGGAGGAUAGGUGUUAGGCGGUCGUGCAGAUGAUGACAAGAGAAAUUAUGACGUCACCGAGGAUCGUGCCCUCUCUGAAAACGACAGCGGUACCUCUAACACCGACAUCAUCGAAAAUUGAGCAAAAUUUAGAUGAAGGGAAUACAGAUGUACCCAAUGUUUGUGGAGGGCAGACGUUAAAUCAAAGUAAA
This is a messenger RNA of Nymphalis io (European peacock), 1221 nucleotides long. RefSeq lists its product as uncharacterized. NCBI's taxonomy places the organism in Eukaryota, Metazoa, Arthropoda, Insecta, Lepidoptera, Nymphalidae. The transcript has 10 exons. The record is from RefSeq and is a predicted model, not a curated record. The coding region runs from base 263 to 976 and encodes 237 amino acids.